Diabrotica virgifera virgifera (western corn rootworm) is the source of this 1370-nucleotide messenger RNA. Its product is annotated as retinaldehyde-binding protein 1-like. Gene Ontology annotation, molecular function: phosphatidylinositol bisphosphate binding. The transcript has 7 exons. NCBI's taxonomy places the organism in Eukaryota, Metazoa, Arthropoda, Insecta, Coleoptera, Chrysomelidae. The record is from RefSeq and is a predicted model, not a curated record. Gene Ontology annotation, cellular component: membrane. Bases 392 to 1249 code for a protein of 285 amino acids.
AUAGGAAGGUCAAUUUAAAAAUUUGCUUUUGUGACAAUGAACUAAAUUUUAAAUAUUUGACUAAAAUGUGAUUUGUUUUGUGUGAUCUCUUCCAAAAAUUUUAGUUGCUUUUUACCAGGUAAUUUCGAUAAUCCGGAUAAUUUGAUAAGCCGAAUGGGGUCCGGUCCCAAUUAAUCCGGAUUAUUGACGUUCUACUGUAAUAGGAGAAUCCGAGGCCAAUUUCCGACAGGGGAAAACAACAACUAUUUACCAAUCAGUUUAACGUCAAUAGAGGAUCAAACCGUGAAACUGUUUAACAAUAGACUUGUACUAGAAAAGAUCAUCAGAGGAGUCAAUGUCCAGACAAGCAGCACGAUUCUGAACAAAAGAAAGCAGUGCAUAGGGUUCGCCAAUGACAGUUUUAGUAACUGUUUUUACGAAACUGCAAAUGACGUCUACUGAGGAAACCGUGAACGAGGAUGAAACAAAAUUGGUCUCCAUUUCAAAACUAAGAAAACAGAUACAACAGAUAAAAGAUGUGGGAAUACUGGAAAAUGCUAAUCUAGACGAUAUUUACCUUUUAAGGUUUUUAUACAGUACAUCUUUUAAUAUUGAUGAAGCGUUCAAAAGAUUCAAAGGAUACCAUGAAAGUGUUCAAAAAUAUCCUCUAUUAUACCCUUUAACAGGCCCACUAGAUCGAAGACCAAUUAUAGAACGUAACAUCAGUACAUUAUUACCAGAUUGUGAUAGAAAGGGCAGACCUAUAUAUAUAUUUAAACCAGGUAAUGCCAAUUAUAGCCAAAUGAAAUUUUCUGAUCAAUCAGGGAUAGACGAUAAUUUGUUCGAAUAUUUACUUGUCCAUAACCCAGAGAUUGCAGAAAAAGGAAUAUGUUAUAUAUUAGAUGCCAAAGAUCACUCAUACGGAUUUGUGAGAUGGUUGUCUAUAACCAAUAUGAAUAUGGGAUUAAAUAAACUUAACUAUUUACCAUUCAAAGAUUUUAUGUGUCACGUUGUAAAUCAAAGUAACAUCUUGAAAAUUACUACUAAGAUGAUUUGGCCUCUUAUUCCAGAAUCGAGCAAAAAAAAUGUAAGAAUCCAUGCAGAUUGUUCAUGUCUACAUGAAUAUAUAGACCCCGAAGUCUUACCACCGGAAUAUGGUGGAAACAAAGAAAUUGAUUACGAAAGUAUCCACAAGAGCUACUACGAUAAGCAUGAUGAUAUUGUGAAAAGUUACAGCAAUAUUCGACAAAGAUCAGGGAAAUUAAAAUAGCGACAGGACAAAAAAUACGCCAAUCGUGCUCGAUAUAAUACGAAAAUAUGUUUUAUUUAAAUAAGUUGUAAAAAAAAGGAAAGUAUAUUUUGUAAAGUAAAGAUUAAAAAUUUUAAAACUC